Achroia grisella is the source of this 1103-nucleotide messenger RNA. RefSeq lists its product as uncharacterized. The transcript has 6 exons. The record is from RefSeq and is a predicted model, not a curated record. Bases 187 to 942 code for a protein of 251 amino acids. NCBI's taxonomy places the organism in Eukaryota, Metazoa, Arthropoda, Insecta, Lepidoptera, Pyralidae.
UUAAAGGGGCUGAACGUUUCGCUUCGAUCCCUUAAACUUUUCUCCGAUCGAUCUAUAUAAAUAGAGAAGUGUAUUAUAUUCGUUAUGUUAUAGUGAAGUUAUUUCUUUACACAAUAGUAUCGAAGUAUAAGAAUAUGAUUGUGAAAAAAUAAAGGCAAUGUGAACUUUUGAAAUUACCAACACUCGAUGCCUGUGCUCCACGCGAAGUCUGCGAUGUGGUCGCGAAAGCACUCCGUCUGCAGCGCUGUAAGUGGCGCCUCCAAGUGCGAAGAUGGUGACGGUCAACUCACCAGCGGUAUUCAGCUUUAUCCAUUCGCUAUAGCGUUACGAGUUCGUGUACUACAGAUCGUAUGCGGUAUCGGUGGAUUGGUGGUGGGAGCGGUCGGCUGGUUAGAAGAGAGACAGAAGCCAGAGUUAGGGCUGGGAGUACCAGCCGGGGCUGUCACUGUGAUUGCUGCAGCGACAUCUGUGUACUACAGCCGAGGGUUCGGCGGUUGGGUCUCGGCUAGAUCGAGAUCGUCGAGGGCCUGGGGCGCCCCUUGGAGAGUACUUGGACCGUCCCCAUGCGCGGCCGUCCCACUUACCCUGCUAUGGACAGCUGCGUUGGCGGCGCAUAUAGCUAUGUUAGCGUUUUGUAUUAGGUCUUUAAUGAAUAUUGGGUGUGGGAGUACGACCUGCGUCGGGGUAGCGGGCGCCCAGCUCUCAGUGUCUGUGACAACUUUAGCCGCGGCCUUAUUUAUGCUACAAUUAGAUUUGCGAUACGACGCAUCCCUGUCACCGCCGCCGAGACAGUCCGACGCACAGAUAUGUACAGCAGUGUCUAUGGUUCCACUUACGUCCGUGGCAAUUACCAGCGGUAACAGUGGUGAUGGUGAACCUGGCAACAGUCCUCUGAAUAAGGGGAAAGAACUUCAACCCUUACCGGCUGAGCCGAUCACCUGAUGCAGCGAAGCGGCAUGAACUGAUGAAGAGUCAGCAUGUAGGAGAAGAGACAGCGAAAGACGAAGUCUUGAGUCUUGAAAAUUUUGAAAAACUAGUGUUUUAGUGAAAAAAGUGUGAACUUAUGAAGGAAAUAUAGAACACGUAAUUACAGAUUAAACAAA